CUUGUGUCACCAUGGUGACGGGGCUGUGCCCAGGGAGGUUGUGAUGGGUUGACAGGUGCGUGACAAUCGGAGCUCUCUGCAAGCAUGUACGCCAAAGGCAAGAGUAGCAACGUGCCGUCCGACAGCCAAGCCAGAGAAAAGCUGGCUCUUUAUGUGUACGAAUACCUGCUGCAUGUAGGAGCACAGAAGUCAGCACAGACCUUUCUCUCAGAGAUUCGAUGGGAGAAGAACAUCACAUUAGGAGAACCUCCGGGGUUCCUCCACUCAUGGUGGUGCGUUUUCUGGGACCUGUACUGUGCAGCUCCAGAGAGAAGAGACACAUGUGAACACUCCAGUGAGGCGAAGGCCUUCCACGACUAUAGUGCUGCAGCAGCACCGAGUCCAGUCCUCGGUAACCUUCCCCCAGGAGAGGGCAUGCCAGUGGGGCCAGUCCCACCGGGAUUCUUUCAGCCAUUUAUGUCACCUCGAUACCCAGGAGGACCAAGACCGCCCCUCAGAUUACCUAAUCAGGGUCUUGGAGGAGUUCCAGGUAGCCAGCCCAUGCUACCGAGUGGAAUGGAUCCCACAAGACAGCAAGGGCAUCCGAAUAUGGGAGGACCAAUGCAGAGGAUGACUCCACCCAGAGGCAUGGUACCACUAGGACCCCAGAACUAUGGAGGUGGGAUGAGACCACCACUGAAUGCUCUAGUUGGUCCUGGGAUGCCUGGUAUGAGCAUGGGACCUGGUGGUGGAAGACCCUGGCCAAAUCCUCCCAACUCCAAUUCUACCCCGUACUCUUCUGCAUCACCAGGAAGCUAUGCGGGACCUCCAGGAGGAGGGGGGCCACCUGGAACCCCAAUAAUGCCAAGUCCAGCAGAUUCAACCAACUCUGGGGACAACAUGUACACUAUGAUAAACACAGUCCCUCCAGGUGGAAGCCGGCCAAAUUUCCCUAUGGGUGGAGGCAGUGACGGUCCAUUAGGGGGAAUGGCUGGGAUGGAGCCGCAUCACAUGAAUGGAUCUUUAGGAUCGGGCGAUAUGGACAGUCUCCCCAAGAACUCUCCUGGUAACCUAAGUAUGAGUAACCAACCUGGGACACCUAGGGAGGAUGGAGAGAUGGGAGGAAACUUCCUUAACCCUUUUCAGAGUGAAAGUUAUUCUCCAAACAUGACGAUGAGCGUGUGAGGGCUUUGGAAAUAGGUUUGAUCUGUCGCUCAAUGACCUGGUGUGGAUCGGCAAAAAAGCAGAGAGACAGAUGUGAUGUCAUCUAGACCAGUGACUCUUGCUCCACCAUCACCUGCCCAAUCAGACAGUUGCCCCAGGCACCAUCCUACUAUUACUACUACUCCCACCCGCAGCCCCAUCCUUCCAUGGUUUCUGUCCAUGUUUCUUCGCUCCUGUUUUUCUCCCGUUCUGAGUGGUGACUCUGCUACCUUCAUCUGUUCUUCCUCUGCAACUAUGAGACUGUACAAAGGAACCAAACUGAAAUGACCCAGAGGAGAACUCUUUGUAAAUUUGCAUACGGUGUGUAUGUGAAGGUGCACACAGUCCGCUUACAGACAGAUUUUCCUGCCUUCGCAUCAAAUCACAAAGCUUGCUACCCAAAAACAAAAUUCCAGUAUCCUAAAGUUAAAAUUCCCAUGGGUUUAACUAGAUAAAGUCACUGUUUGACUGAUCUUGAUGGCCGUCACCAUGUUUUCUAUAAAUUUCCUCUGUUUGCAGUAGCAGAAGAGAAGUGGAGAGACAUCUCGAUCCUCAUUUAAAACCAUGAUGUUUUAAUUGAGGUCCAUACAGAUAUUUGGGAAGUCUUUUCAGAGUUUGUAGGUUUCUAAAUCUUUAAGACCACUUACAUUUUAUUUAAAGUUUUAUACUGUUGGUGGUUUUCUCAGUUCGAUUCACUAUAUUUGUUUCCAUAUUAAGUUUGAAACUGAAUGGUUAUUAAGAAAAAAAAAUGCUCAAGGCUUAAAGACAGACUAUCUAACCUGUUUUAACAGUAGCCACAUGGGAAAUGUUAAAACAUGGUGCACAAAGUCAGUGAAGUGGCAUUGUAGAUAAGUUAUUACAUUAGCUAACAUUUAGCAACUAAAAGCUAAUAGUCAUGCUGUACUAGACCAAGUAAGGCAGUUAAAGAAAAAGUCCAGAAGGCAUUUUAUUAGUUAUGGAUUCUUUACAUCUGUAUGGGGGACAAGCUAAUUUGUUCGAUAGUCUGUCUUUAAGUCAAAUGAGAUCAGUCACUAUGCUAAUUGUAAUUUAACUGAAGUAAGGAUAAGACCAAGGAAGGUUUGCACAAAGGUUUGCCGUAGCCAGUAGUCCUGUACAGACUGAAAGUUUGGGGCCAAGUGGUGCAUCUUUCUGUAUUCACUGAACUCUUGCUACAAUCCAACCUGCAAGGUUUCCUAUUGUGAGCAAUGUAGUGCUUUUGGGGGGGGGCAAAAGAGAUGUUUUUACCAGAAAUCAAGGGAACCAUUAGUUAUGUAAUUUGUUGGUUCUGAUUACUCACAUAUCCUAGAAUAAAAGUGGUAAAAUUAGAAAGAGAAAUAAUAACACAUAAGCAGAAUGGAUGAUGAACUGCAAGCUUUGGUCGCUCAUACUUAACUAUCAUCCGGCGAAACUGUGAUUUUUAGUAUGAUGAACAACUGGUUGGUACAGAAAGAUAAAACAAGCUUGUUUUUAAUCAAUCUUUGAAACCUUUUUCACUGCCCAAGAUGAAUUAUUAUCAUGUACAAAGGACAUGUGGACAUUCUCCUUUCCCUUCCCUUACUGCAAAGUGUACAGCUCACAAAUGUAGCUCCUCUGUCUUGUAUGUGUAUUUGAUAUUAUUAUUAUUUAAAGAUAAUGCUAGAGAGAAUUAUUGCAAAAGGGAGCAAUGGACCGAUGAUGCACCAUCACAACUGAACUGAGAUGUUUUAUUUUGUUUUGUGUUAGAUCGAAGCCAUAAGUGGGAGUACAUAAAGAUUGAUUUGUAAAUCUUUUUUUUCUUUUCUUGUUUUUGUGACAGUAUGUGAGACUCUAUUUGUGAUGUGUUCAUUUUCUCUUUUUUAUUCUUGUAUUAUGUUUUUGUAAAUACACAGAGAAGUUUCAUGGGUUUUGACUAUGCUGAUAUAAAGCUUCUCUAACCUUA
This is a messenger RNA of Archocentrus centrarchus (flier cichlid), 3100 nucleotides long. RefSeq names its product single stranded DNA binding protein 2a (gene ssbp2a). Gene Ontology annotation, cellular component: nucleus. The transcript has 17 exons. Gene Ontology annotation, molecular function: single-stranded DNA binding; protein binding. NCBI's taxonomy places the organism in Eukaryota, Metazoa, Chordata, Actinopteri, Cichliformes, Cichlidae. The record is from RefSeq and is a predicted model, not a curated record. Bases 85 to 1164 code for a protein of 359 amino acids. Gene Ontology annotation, biological process: positive regulation of transcription by RNA polymerase II.